Messenger RNA from Talaromyces stipitatus ATCC 10500, 1794 nucleotides. RefSeq names its product uracil permease, putative. Gene Ontology annotation, biological process: nucleobase transport; transmembrane transport. Bases 1 to 1794 code for a protein of 597 amino acids. The record is from RefSeq and is a predicted model, not a curated record. Gene Ontology annotation, molecular function: nucleobase transmembrane transporter activity. Gene Ontology annotation, cellular component: plasma membrane. NCBI's taxonomy places the organism in Eukaryota, Fungi, Ascomycota, Eurotiomycetes, Eurotiales, Trichocomaceae. The transcript is spliced from 2 exons.
AUGGACGAUGUCUAUCAGAUAGGGAUUGAUGAUAUAAAGGAUACAGGUUCACUGGAAGAUUGCUUAAUCCGCAGUGACUCUUUCACAUCUUCACCAAGUAUGGACAAUAUUCGAAAACUUCUCAAACUCAUCGAAGUCAAAAACGACGGAGAUGACAAUAAUCAAGAUGAGGGAGGUCUGAAAGGCCUCAAUGCCGACACUCGCCCCCUGGAGCCCUCCCGACGAACCUUCGGUCCGUGGGAGUUUGUGACCCUAUGGGUCAUUACAGGCUCCUUCAACAUCGGAGGCUGGACAACAGGAUCCUCAUUGAUUGCAUAUGGCCUAAACGUCUGGCAAGCCAUGUUGACAGUCAUUAUCGGCAAUGUCAUUGUCGGUUGCCUGUGUGUCAUGACUGGCGCACCAGGAGCAAAAUGGCAUAUCGGAUUUCCCAUCAUCCAGCGAGCUCCCUGGGGGGUUAAUGGGUUUGUCUUUGUUGUUAUUCAGCGCGUGUUUCUGGCAUGUAUCUGGUUCUCGACGCAGGUAUUCUGGGGUGGACAAUGUGUCAAACUUGUAUUGACAGCUAUUUGGCCCUCUUUCGCCAGGGUGAACAGACCUUUGGCUAAUGGAACCAUGACAACUGGGGACUUUACGUCGUUUAUUAUUUUUACGGCGUUAUAUUACCCUUUCAUCUGGAUUAAGCCGGAAAAAUACAAACUUCCCUUCCUCAUUUCAUGUGUGACGGUCAUUCCGACUAUCGUCGUGACAUGGAUCUGGUUCAUGGCCAAGGCUCACGGAGUUGGUACUCUGGUGACCGAUGUUAGUUCGGUUUCUGGCGUGACUCAAGCUACUAGAAGUCAUUUGGGAUGGAUGAUGGUACUCGGUAUAUGCACCAACAUCAAUUCUAUGAGUGUUCACGUCUACGUCCAAUCGGACUAUACCCGAUACGCCCGCAAACCCAAAGAUCAGAUCCUCGCACAGCUCAUAAUGGUGCCCAUGGGGACCAUAGUCGUCGCUCUAAUCGGAAUUAUAUGCACAUCUUGUGCAGCUCAAAUAUUCCCCGAACAACACGGAACGCUUCUCUGGGCACCAUACGAACUCUUCGCUGCUCUCCAAGCCCAUUAUGAAAACUCAUCCUGUUCACGUGCCGCAGUCGCUUUUUGUGGCUUGUCGUUCAUGAUUGCUCAAUUCGGUAUGGUCGUAGCCAACAACGGUGUUGCGGCUGGUCUCGAUCUGUCGGGGCUUUUCCCUCGGUAUUUCACCAUCAGACGCGGAAUGAUCUUGAUGUCCAUUCUAUCGUUCAUCGUGCAACCAUGGACAUUGCUAAACGGCGCCAGUAAAUUCCUAUCCGUCCUCGGCGGUUACGGUGUACUCAUCGGCCCUAUGACCGGGGUAAUGUUUAGCGACUAUUUCAUCGUUCGCAGGCAAAUCCUCAAACUAAGUGAUUUGUACAACUACAACUCGCACGGAAAUGGUAUAUACUGGUAUCAAAAGGGAUACAACUGGCGCGCCUUCAUUGCCUGGAUGAUGGGUGUCUGGGUCACUCUUCCAGGAUUCGUGCGAAUGGUCCAAAAUAGCUCAAGUGAUCCAUGGGCUGGAUGGUCGAAUCUGUAUGAUUUGUCGUAUAUAUUGGGUUGUUCCUUGAGUUGUGGGACGUAUUAUGUGCUCCAUAAGGUUUUUCCGAUUCAGGGGCUAGGUGUUGAAGAUAACGAGGAUUAUUUUGGAACUUUUGUUCGUGCAAGAGUUAUUGAUGGUGUUGAUUCUGUUGAGGAGAAGAGUGUGCCGGAGAUAGAGGAGAAGGUUAAAUCUGUUGCGUAG